Molecule: messenger RNA, 1658 nt
Organism: Solanum dulcamara
Lineage: Eukaryota; Viridiplantae; Streptophyta; Magnoliopsida; Solanales; Solanaceae
Product: F-box/kelch-repeat protein At3g23880-like
Exons: 1
Coding region: 107-1264 (385 amino acids)
Molecular function (GO): protein binding
Source: RefSeq, a predicted model, not a curated record
AUAAAAAUUGGAGUGAACUCCAAAAGUCCACUAUCCAUAGACUUCCCCAUAUCUCUCUUUCUUCUCACCUUCUCCACAACCCCAAAUCUAGAAGAUUUUUGCUUCAAUGGAAAAUCAAAGCCAAACAAUAAACCAAUUAGCUGAAACAAAAAUUCCCCAAGAAUUGCUUCAAUUUUCAUCCCUCCCAGAUGACAUCAUCAUUGAAAUUCUCUUGAGGUUACCAGUAAAAUCUCUCUUGAAAUUAAGUUGUGUUUCAAAAUCUUUGCUUUCUUUACUCUCAACUCCACAUUUUAUCAACACCCAGAUCAAAUUUUCUGUUAAACAAUCCAAAAAUGUGAAUCUUAGACUUGUUAUAGUAGCUUCAGUAUCUGGUUUAGUGGGUAAAAUGUGCUCUGUUUACUCUCUAAUCUGUGAAAAUUCCUCUGUAAAUGUUGCUAAAAUUGAUUACCCUUUGAAACCCCCUUUUGGAUCUGCAAAAUUUUUGGGUUCUUGUAAUGGGUUGAUCUGUUUAACACCAAUGUCAUUUAAACUGAUGCUAUGGAACCCAUCUACUGGAAAACACAAGGAAUUUCAAGAUUCAUUUGUUAAAUGGGCUGUUAAUUGUUAUAUUAGAUAUGGGUUUGGUUAUGAUAGUGUUAAUGAUGAUUAUAAGGUGGUUAAAAUCUUCAGUUUUUCGCGAAAUGAGGGGAAAUUUGAGAAUAGGGUGAAGAUUUAUAGCUUAAAGGAUGAUUCUUGGAAAAUGGGUGAGGGUUUUUAUAGUGGUUAUGUAAAUGCACAAUCAGGGAUGUUUUUGAAUGGAUCUCUUCAUUGGGAGGUAAGCCAUUGUCGUGAUUCUGUUGGUUCUUCGGAGAUUAUGACUUUGGAUUUGUCUACGGAGACGUAUGGGGUAAUGGCAUUGCCUGAUUGUGGAAAUAAGAAUACUAGUUGGAUGUUGAGUGUUUUAGGUGGAUGUCUAGUUGCUUGUUGUAACUAUUAUCCAGAUAGGACGGAUAUGUGGGUGAUGAAAGAGUAUGGUGUGGAGAAGUCAUGGACUAAAAUGGUUUCUGAUCUCACGGCUCCCUUUGGUCGUUUGGGUUAUAUAUCUCCUUUGUCUGUGUCAGAGAAUGGUGAUGAAGUUUUAGUGAAGCUUGGUACUAAUAUAAGUUUGUACACUAGGAGGAACGCUUCACAUAAAUCCUUGGACAUUGAUUCAUCAGGUUGUUGUCUUCAAGUACAAGCGAUUACUUACAUUGAGAGUCUUGCUUCACCUCAUGUUGGUGAAUAAGUAAUUAGCUCGAGAGAUUAUGACAUAUAAUAGGAUAGUGGCGUUGCUUAGUUGUGCAAAUGGGAACUUUCGUUGGAUGUUAAGGUGUUUUAGGUAGAUAUCUAGUUGCCUGUUGCAACUAUUAUCUGGAUAGGAAGGAUCUAUGGGUGAUGAAGGUUUAGUGAACGAUUUAUACAAAUCCUCAAAGAUUCAUGCAAGCAGUUACUUACAUUGAGAGCCUUGUGUUGGUGAUAAGUAAUUUAGCUUACAGUUUGUGCUUUUCUUUCUGAAAAUUUACUAGUUAGGUUGCGUUCGAUGUUGUAUAUUUGGAUGUUUUGUCUAGUUAAACGAUUGUCACAUGUAUUAUUAAUGUUUACUUCUUGUUUUAUACUACUUGUCUCAAUCUUCUUGCAAA